Messenger RNA from Anneissia japonica, 3273 nucleotides. Its product is annotated as lysophosphatidic acid receptor 1-B-like. The transcript has a single exon. Gene Ontology annotation, cellular component: membrane. The record is from RefSeq and is a predicted model, not a curated record. Gene Ontology annotation, biological process: G protein-coupled receptor signaling pathway. Lineage: Eukaryota; Metazoa; Echinodermata; Crinoidea; Comatulida; Comatulidae. Bases 73 to 906 code for a protein of 277 amino acids. Gene Ontology annotation, molecular function: G protein-coupled receptor activity.
UAUGUGUAUUUGUGAUGUACAUUUUUACCGUAAAUAUGUUUCCGGAAUCAUUGUGGAGGUAGUAUAUAUGAAAUGGAACGUAAUUCUACUGACUAUUUCUUUUAUUCAAAUAAUUAUACAGAAACAAUCGUUUGUUUACUUGGUAUAUUCGGUUUCGUUGGUAACAUGUUUGUUGUUGUUGUCAUCAUAAAAUGUCCUGCACUUCAUACUUGCAGCAAUUAUCUUACUGCUAGUCUUGCAAUUGUCGACCUUACCUCCAGUGUAGUAAUGAUGUUUAAUAUGACGAACUCGGCGUUGCUUGUAGUGAUGGUAUAUCUUACCUUUGCCUCAUUGGCUCAUCUCCUAGCAAUCUCAGUAGACAAAUACUUGUUGAUAACUCGACCAUUUUCCUAUCACACAAGUAAUAAAAAAGUGUUUAUAUCAAUAUGCCUCGCUUGGACAAUCCCAUUUAUUACGUUGGUGAAUCCAAAAAUGUUGAUCAUUACUGUAUGUGCAAACGGGUUUGCUGUUUCUUGGAUCAUGGUGUUUUCUCAAAUAUUUAGUUUGUUAACCUAUUUUACAAUUAUUGCCAUAAAUGUACGAAUGUAUAUUAUAGCUCGCAAGCAAUCUCGACAGAUAAACGCUAUAGCCACCGGACAACCUAGACAGAUGGAAACCUACUCUGCGUCUUGGAAAGCAACAAAAACAACGAUUAUUGUGAUUGGUGCAUUUUCGACAAGCUCGGCUCCUACUUUUACAAUUACUUUUCUUUUCUCGCUUUGUUGUGAAAUGCGAAAUAUAAUGAGUUAUUUAUGGUAUCCAUUAUUGUCAAUUAAUCCAAUUCUUAACCCGGUCAUAUAUACUAUUCGAAGACAUGAAUUUCAAAACGCAGCAAGAAAUGUAAUAAGAACCCUUAAAAUGUGUUGAAUAGUUGUUUGGCACCUUAUUAUUGAGAGUUCCCUACAAUGGUAAAACUGGUGAACCUGUAAAGCUGGCGUUCAUACAGAAAUUUUGGUUCAAUUUUUCAUUUUGACAGGAGUACGUAGACACUUGAUAUUCCCUAGCCACACUAUUUUUGAUAAUAACUUGUCAUACCUGUCAACCUUGAGAAAUUUCGAAGAGUAAGAUUGGGUGACACAUAAUGAGUGCCGAAGGCACGAACAGCGGCUGGGGGCCAGGGUGCCGCCAAGGAGUCCCGACGCUUUGGCUUAAAUGGCAUAUCUAAUCGAUAUUAGUGAGUUUAUCCGAUACAGCAGUUAUUGAAAGAUAGUUUAAGAUAACGAAAGGCAUCUUCCCUUCUUAUGAAAAUUCAUUACAAAUUGAAAAAUAAACAGAAUUUAUUCAAAUUUUGGGAUAGUUUUGCCGGUGUUUGCGUAAGACCGUAAGAUUUGAUUGGAAUGCGUAAGACUUACGGUGAAUGCGUACGGGUUGACAGGUCUGACUUGUCACCUAAUAGAAAUUUUAGGGACAAUCUAAAUAAGGGUAUACUGAUACUGGAUCUAUUCUUGUGCAGGUCCCUACUAUUUUAUAAUGUCUAUACUUUCUAUGCUGUGAUUUGCUGAUGAUUUCCAGAUGUUCUCAAAAUCUGAAGGCAAAUAGAAAAUGUUCUGUACUUUCCAGUUCUUUUACCCUCACUGUGGAUACCAAAGAGGAGGUUAAAGCAAAGGUCGCAGUAAAAUCACAGAAUAAGGACUCAAACCAGGUACACCCCAUUAAUCAUGUUUACUCUUAAUGGAUAUUUGAAGACAAAAAUUGACCGUGUGACGCGAGCUUCAAACCCAGAUGCAGAUUAUUCUGUCAAAGCUUUUAUAUAUCUGAUUUAAUAGUCGAAGAAGUAUGUUAGAAAAUGUGGCUUGAAUCUUGUUAUUUUGGGGGGGGGGGUAUUGCUCUUAGCAUUAUUCAGAUGUACAGAAAACUAAUACGGUACAUUUCAUGUAUUUUAGUUAUAAAUGAACGAAAAACACUUUAAAUGAAUAUAUGAUAAAUAAAAAUAACUGAAUAUUGAAUUUUGGCUUUUAGAUGAAAUAUCUCAUGGAGAAUAAAAAGAUGAAAUUGUUUGUUUAUGCACAAGUUAAUUUUUCAGUGAGUGUAUCUGCUUGUUCACAUGAGGCUGGCUGGACACAUUUGUAGGCCUAUUUGUUUUAUGAUGCAUAGUACCUUUGCUCUUUACUAUAAUUAUAGACUGGGGGGACUAAAGAGUUUGUAACGUCGACCGACAGAAUGAAAAAAAGGUGUUGAAUCCAAUUAGGCAUAAUCGAUACCCGCUGUUAGAAACGACAUUUUUUAACAUAAUAAAUACAGUCUUUUCAGCCUUAACAAAUAUCUCUAGGGAUAUUAACCACCCCGGUCACUUCAGAAGCAAAAGCACUUGCUAAUAUACAAGGGGCCCAAGACAAGAUUCCAUACCUCUGAUAAGAAACUAAUGAGAAUCAAUUAUUAGUGUUAUUGUGAUUGACGUACAGUAUUGAAUACCUUAUAUAUUUACAUAUUCACAGCUUUAUUAGGAAGCUGGUCUAGUUUUGCAUGUGAAUUUCUGAUCUGUACUAUUAACGGAAAUGUUCUGGAAUCAAUAUACAUGUAGACAAAUAUUUUCGUAAUGGAUACCAAUGCAACUGACUCCUGUAUUCAGAAAGUACUACAAAGAUGGUUGGAGUAGUCGUCUGUUUGCUAGGAGUAUCCACCUUUGUAAUAUUUUUGUCCUGGCUAUCAUUAUAAAAUGUACCUCACUUCAUACUUACAACAAUUAUCUCAUUUGCUAGUCUUGCAGUUGUCGACCUCACAUCCAGUAUUGCAAUGAUGCCUUAUACAAACUUGCACUGGCUGUACGGAAUUAUGAAGUAUCUUACUGUUACAUCAUUGACUCAUCUCCUAUCUAUUUCUAUAGAUAAGUACUCACUUAUGUAGAUAAAAGUUCGACGUGAACCAGGCUUUUAAUAAGCUGGCCAUCCUUUAUAAACUUGGGCGGACUUAAUUAUCUCAAGCUUCAGUACACGCAUAGUCGUAUGUACAAAAACACAGAGUUGUCUGUUAAUCCAUGGAGGUAUAAAAAUCUAAUCUCAAUACUAUAUCAAACGAUGUGUUGGGUAAGCUAUUUUACAAUCAUUGCUAUAAAUGUGCAAAUGUAUAUUACAGCUCGGAAGCAAUCUCGUUACUGAGCAGCUUAGACAAAAGAAAAUAUAUAAUUCUUCUUCUUUGAAAGCAACAAAAAUAACGAUGAUUGUGAUUGGUGUAUUUUUUUGUAUUUCUUCUUUCCUCAUUUUGCUGCAAGUUGCCAGACCUAGUUAUAUAUCUAUG